UUUGUGUUAGUCACGUGAUCCGGUUAAAGAUGGCGGAGUCGGAGACGUGUGUCAGGAGCAGCCGAGAGUUAUGGACUAUCUUGCUGGGCAGAUCUGCACUUCGAGAACCGGCCCAAAUCGAGGCUGAAUUGGAUCGGAACUGGGAGAGACUGCUGCAGGGUUUGUCCUUCUUCAAACCAGCGAGCACAUCGGCCGCAGACAAGCUGAAAGCAGAUAAAGACACACCACAAGCUCUCAAAGACUUCGGACUCAGGAUCAGCAAACUGCUGUGGACAAAUAUGUGUGUGUGUGUGUGGUACAGGGGCACACGAAACACACUCAAGGCUGUGCUGCAGGAUGAGAGACAGAGUCAGACUCUGCUGCUGAAGAUAACAGAUUACUACUAUGAAGAGAGACUGUGCGUUCUGCGCUGCGUUCUCCACCUCCUCACGUACUUCCAGGAUGAGAGACAUCCAUACAGGGCAGAGUACUCCAACUGUGUUAGUAAACUGGAGAAAGAUCUGGUGUCCACAUACAGGCAGCAGUUUGAGUCGCUGUCCAAAUCAGAAGCUCCAACAUGGGAGACGCAUGGAAACCUGAUGACGGAGAGGCAGGUGUCCCACUGGUUUGUGCAGUGUUUGAAGGAACAGGCCCUGCUGCUGGAGAUCUUGUUCCUGUAUUACGCAUACUUCGAGAUGCCGCCCAAUGACCUUUCCACCUUCACACGGCUGUUUAAAGAGCAGGGCUUUGGACAGCGGCAGACCAAUCGACACCUUGUGGACAAGAGCAUGGACGCGCUGGUUGAACGCAUUGGCUAUUUCAGUUCUUUGAUUCUUGUGGAGGGGAUGGAUAUCGACUUCCUGCAUAAAUGUGCUCUAGAAGAUAGAACCGAACAGCAUCAGUUGUAUGACCAACAGGAUAUUUGCAAGGAAGUGGAUCAGAUGCUGUUGACAUUUGGUGAUAUCUCUCAUCAUGGGCCGGUUCUCUUGGCCUGGGUUCUGCUGCGACACACACUGCGUCCAGAGGAAGUGAGCUCUGUGAUCAGACGUCUAGGACACACGACGCUGCAGCUCGGAGUCUUUCAGUACCUCACCAACAUGCUGCAGGCACUCGGCAGCACUGGAAAUAACUGUACAGCGAGCACUGCACGGAUGUGUAUAUAUGGUCUCCUGUCUUUUGUCAUCACCUCUUUUGAAGAAGACACACUCGGCAGCCAACAGCAUCUGAUCAAUGCAGCUUGUGAAGUUCUUGCUGCUCCGAGUCUGGCUGAGCUUUUCUGGGGGUAGUUGAAGCCGAACAUGGGUCUCGGUGUGAUUCUGGACAGUGCAGUGGGUGUGUUUCCAUAUAAGACUGGACCUUUGCUACAGCUGCUCACUGCACUGCUGUCUGACAAAUCUACAGCUAAGAAGGUGUACACCUUUUUAGAUAAGAUGUCGUUCUACACUGAGGCCUAUAAGCACAAACCCAACGAUGUGAUCUCCAGAGAGGACGGCAUUCUGUGGAGGAGACAGACUCCUAAACUCCUCUACCCACUGGGGGUGGGUCAGACCAACCUGCGGAUGCCUCAGGGAUGUUUCGGACUGGUGUGUGAAGGAAAGCAGCUGUCUGUGUGUGAACAGGGUUUCCUGGUGCGCUGGGAAUAUUCCUACAGCGCAUGGACUCUCUUCACCUGUGAGAUCGAGAUGCUGCUGCACGUCGUUUCUACUGCAGAUGUGUUGGCACAUUGUGAGCGAGUGAAGCCCAUCUUGGAUCUGGUUCAUAAGAUCAUCAGCACUGAUUGGACAGUGUCUGACUGUCUGCUGCCGCUCACAUCGCGGAUCUACAUGCUGCUACAGAGUAUCUCUGUGUGUUCUCGGCAGCCUGCGAAGGUUUGGUCCAGUCUGGAUCACACCGGCUUCCUUCCGUUCGCCUCCACCCCUCUGACUAACAUGGCACAGACCAUCAGUGCAGAGGGCAUGAAGGGGGGAAACUAUGGCAACCUGCUGGUAUUGAUUGAACAGCCGAGAGGAGAGUACAGUGUGACCAUUGCCUUUUUAAGACUAGUGACCACACUCGUCAAGGGUCAGUUGGGCAGUACUCAGAGCAGAGGACUCAUCCCAUGUGUGCUGCUGGUUCUGAAAGAAAUGCUGCCUACAUACCAUAAAUGGCGCUACAACACCUAUGGAGUGCGAGAGAGGAUCGGUUGCUUGAUUCUAGAGCUGCUUCAUGCUAUUCUCAAUCUGAGUCAGGAGGGGGAGUCAGAGGGCAGCACCCCCAGUCUGCAGUCGUUGUGUAUCUACAGUCUGGCCAACACAGAGGCAGGACAGGCGGUGGUUAACAUCAUGGGUGUGGGAGUGGACACCAUCAACAUGGUGCUCGCAGCACAGCCCAGCAGUGGUGGGUCUGAGGGACCUGGUCAGGUUUUGAUCCAGACUGUGAAGUUGGCGUUCUCAGUCACCAACAAUGUUAUCCGACUCAAACCGCAGUCUGAUACGGCCUCACCUCUGGAGCAAGCGCUGACACAGCACGGUGGUCAUGGCAACAACCUGAUCGCUGUGCUGGCGAAGUAUAUUUACCACAAGCACGACCCAGCGCUGCCACGACUUGCCAUACAGCUGCUGAAGAGACUCGCCAUGGUGGCUCCCAUGUCUGUGUACGCUUGUCUGGGCAGUGAUGCUGCUGCGAUCAGAGAUGCGUUUCUGACGCGACUACAGAGCAGAACUGAAGACAUGCGUAUUAAAGUCACCAUACUGGAGUUCCUCACCGUGGCUGUGGAAACACAACCUGGACUCAUUGAGCUGUUCCUCAACCUGGAGACCAAAGACGGCAGUGACGGGGCAAAGGAGUUUUCUCUGGGAGAGUGGAGCUGUUUGUCAGUGGUGUUGGAGUUGUUGGACUCUAAGCAGCAGGGGAAGUACUGGUGUCCUCCACUCUUGCACAGGGCGGCACUGGCCUUCCUCCACGCGCUCUGGCAGGACAGACGGGACAGCGCACUCUCGGUGCUCAGGACCAAAGAAAAAUUCUGGGAUAACUUAACAACUCCUUUAUUUGGAAACUUACCUCCCCCGUCUGAGACCAUAGAGCCGUGUGUUCUGGAGUCUUGUGCCUUUGUGAUGAAGAUAAUCGCCCUUGAGAUCUACUAUGUUGUCAGUGGUGUGUUGGAUCCGUCUCUGAAAGCGGCUCUGGAGAGUUUCAGCAGUAAGCGCCGUUAUGAGUUCUGGUCGAAUUACAUGUGUGAUCUUGUGUGUGUGGCCUGUGACAGUGAAGAGGAGGGUCUGCGCUCUCUGUCCGAGUCUCAGAUGCUCAUCUCCGCCUGGAGGACGCUCUUAAUACUCUCCACCAGUCAUUCUGAGGUGAUGCAUCUGAAGGAUGACACUGUCAGACAGAAGCUUUUCAUGGACGUGUUGGAAGGGACCAAAGCAGCGCUGCUGAUGUCUCAGUCUGUUUUCUGUUUGCGUCUGGGAUCCAUGAUGGUCACGCUGCUCCUCAUCCUCCUCAAACAGUGGAAAAGUGUGUUGGUGUCCGCUCCAGCUCUGCUGCCGCCGCUGUCUCUGAUGAUGGAAAGCGUUCUACAUGCUGAACAACAGCUCACGGACCGAACCAAAGCCAAACUCCUGUCAGCUCUCAUCUUAGCCCUGCAGAUACAAGGACUCAACGGAGGAGAGAUUACCCAGCUUCCCCAGCUGCUGUUUUGUGUGUGUGAGAUGGUUCAGGACGAGGCCCUGGCAUUGAUUGACAGCACACGUCACACGAUACAGAGAGGUGAUGUUCAGGAGGACAGCAUGGAGACAGACAGCCCACACAUCCAGAAAGACCAGCAAGACUCAGUGUGUGUGUUAGCUCUUCAUCUCUCUAAAGAGUUGUGUCGGGCUGAUGAGGAUGGUGAGCAGUGGCUGCAGGUGGUCAGGAAGCUGCCAGUUCUGCCGUCGGUUCUGAGCGCUCUAGAACUCAGUCUGCGCUCCAAACAGAACCUUUACUUCACUGAGGCAGCGCUUUAUCUGCUGCUCACACUCACAAGAACACCGCAGGGGGCAGCAGCAGUGGCAGGUGCUGGAGUGAUUCAGAGCAUCUGUCUUCCUCUCCUCAGUGUGUAUGAGGGUCCAGCUAACGGAGCCACGCAGGCGUUUGUGCGGAAGUCUCAGGACGCCCCCAGCUGGUCGGGUGUGUACAGACUGAGUCUGUCUCUGAUGGAAAGUCUGCUGAAAACCCUCCGUUACAACUUCAUUAAUGAAGCGCUCGACUUUGUUGGCGUGCACCAGGAGCGCAUCCUGCAGUGUCUGAAUGCGGUGAGGACGGUUCAGUCUCUGGCGUGUCUGGAUGAGGCCGAUCACACUGUGGGCUUCCUGCUUCAGCUCUCCAACUUCUGCAAAGAGUGGCACUUCCACCUGCCGCAGCUGCUCAGAGACGUCCAGGUGAAUCUGUGCUAUCUGUGUCAGACGUGUACGUACCUCCUGCACAGCAAGAAAAUGCUGCAUCAUUACCUGCAGGCUAAGAAUGGGGAGGGGCUUCCACCAGGGCCACACCCCCAGCGUGCCAUACAGCACGCCUCCAGAGAGCAGGAGGAGGGGGAGAGAGAGGAGGCGGAGUCUAAAGCGCUGCAGGCGGUUCAGUGCAGCCUGUUAAAGAUCCUCAGCAAAACCCUGGCCACGUUACAGCACUUCACACCCGACUGCUGUCAGAUACUGCUGGACCAGGUACACAUCCACACUAUAGAAACACUCGCCGCUCACAUGAAGGUGUUUGUUUUGAGUUUCACCACUCCUGCCUUUGACUCUGAUGUGGCGCCGUCGUUUGGGACUCUCAUGGCCACCAUUAAUGUGGCGCUGAGCAUGCUGGGAGAGAUUGAGAAGAGGAAAGAGCCGGUGGUGGUCUCUGAGGACACUCAAGCACUGAAGUCUUUGCUGAUGUUCUCGAUGGAGAACUGCUUCUAUGUGUUGAUCUCGCAGGCUGUUCGCUGUCUGAAGGAUCCUUCAGUUUUGCCCCGAGACAAACAGAGACUCAAACAGGAGCUCAGCUCAGAGCUGAGUACGUUGUUGUCGUCAUUAUUCCGUUUUUUCCGGCGAGGUUCCCCUUCCUCUCCAGCCAGCGGGCUGCUUCCCUCACCGCAAACCAAACCACCUACACCAGGAUCCAAGGCCACACCUGAGGGCCAGGAGCCCUUCAUCCAGCUGGUCCAAGCCUUCGUCCGGCACGUCCAGCGCUAGACGCACACAUCCUGCUCUGAUCAGAGCUCUGUAUUAAACAAUGAUUCAGAGAUCUGAAUCGCAGUCAAAGGGAAACUCCAGCACAGUGAAUCCGUUUCAGUGAUUCUGGCUCCGACUUCGAGCCUGUUUGGUGCCAAAGCUCAUCGCGGGACCUGGACUGCACACAGGGCCCUUACUAUUUAAAGGCAGUUCCCUUUUUUUUUCCCUCAUAAAAAUACAGAAGGUCCUACAGCAGCUGAUAAAAACUGUCAACAUACAUUUAAAUGUUUUUGUAGUUACAUGUAUAUAAUUAAAACAUGUUACAGAUGUUUGUCAUGAUUGUAUGCCAUAGCUGUUUUGUAUGAAACCUUUCUGUCCCAGUUACCAUACAUUUGUCUUCUAACCAUAAUAAACUGAAAGGGACUAAAGAUGA
This is a messenger RNA of Cyprinus carpio (common carp), 5574 nucleotides long. RefSeq names its product nucleoporin NUP188-like. Lineage: Eukaryota; Metazoa; Chordata; Actinopteri; Cypriniformes; Cyprinidae. Gene Ontology annotation, biological process: protein import into nucleus; RNA export from nucleus. Gene Ontology annotation, molecular function: structural constituent of nuclear pore. Gene Ontology annotation, cellular component: nuclear pore inner ring. The record is from RefSeq and is a predicted model, not a curated record. The transcript is spliced from 44 exons.